AUCCAUGAAAACACUCAAGGCAUGAAGUGAAGUGAUCCCCCCGUGCUUCGCCUCAGCGCCAGGACAGCUGUGAACAUGUAUUUCCCCAGGGGGUCAGUGGGCGAUGUGUUCACGAGGGCGCUGCCCUGUGAACACGCAAUAUAUUUCCGGGUGGCGCAGGUGUGGGCGUGGGUUAUAUGUGUAUUAGGGAGCGCGGGCAACCUCCUCACCCUGGCCACUAGCGCCCACCAGCUGUGUCUGAAGGACAGGAGGAGGAGCCACGAGUCCGUCGAGCAGCGCCGUGGCAUGCCCGCCAUCAGGCUGGAGGCGGACACUCUGCUGCUGCUCCAUCUCAGCCUCUGUGACUUUCUUUACUGUGCCGUCAAUUUGCCCAUAAUCGCGGUCAACUACGAACUCGCUUUAUCUGGCGCUCCCCCUUCCGAAUACCCGAGUGAGCAGUUCUGCACCGUGACUGUCGUGUUCCGAUACUUGAACGCCAUCGUCGAGUGGAUGACGCUGGGCCUGCUGGCAGUGGAGCGCUGCCUCGACAUGGGCCGCGUCAGAACCAACCGAAUAUUUACUCCAACCAAGACGUGUGUCCUCCUGGCCAGCUGUUGGGGGGCUGCACUCCUUCUGCAAGUGGGCCCCAUUGUUAAGGUGAGUGUGUGCAGUAGAGAGGAUGCGCACAAUCACAGUUUGUCCUCUCCUAACACCUGCCACCAUCCUCGCCACCGUUGCCGCCGCCUCCACCACCCUCAGGAUCAGUACUACUUCGACAACAAGACCUACAAGUGUGACAUGAAGAACGGCAAGGGCAAGAUAUUUUUCUACACGCUGGAGACGCCGUUGCCGUGCUGCCUCAUGCUGACGGGCGCCGCCAGCAUCAUCUGGCAGGUGUGGAGCAACAAGCGGCGCCUCAUCGCGGCUGACAUGCCCCGAGAGUUGGUGGAAAAGCGAAGCAGAUCAACGUGGCGGUCGACGGCGCUGGUGCUGUGCCUGCUGAUUAUUUUCCUACUGUGCGUCAUCCCUAACGCUGUGUACAACGUCGUCAGCAUCAUCAACUCCAACGCGGCGGCCAACGCUCCCGCCGCCCUGAUCACUUUCAUGUUCUAUUGGGUGCAGUACGGCAUCAACUUCUUCUUCUACGGUGCUGGGAACAGUAACUUCCGGGAGGCUUACAUACAGUUCCUGAAGGCGGUCGGGGAGGCACUGUGCUGUUGCUGCCGUCUGUCAGCCCCUUGGCGCCACAGAAGGCUUAGGACACUGACACCCUCACAGGACGUCUCAGCUUUGCCAGGGUACAUCUUCUUCCUCUCUGCUCCCGACGUCAAUGUUAUAGACACGUCGGAAGCAACUCGAACCACACCGGAGGGUGACGAAAACGAUUGGAACACUUCAUUGGACCAAAUCACGUCUGGUCUCAGCGUUGGGUGCUUCAAACUCUCCUCCUUCUCCUCCUCUGCCUCAUCUUUCUCCUCCUCUUCCUCCUCCUUCCCCUUUCCCUCCCGCACAGUGUCCCUUACUUCCUCAGCCUCCUGGGACUCGUCGAGCACCCUUGUGACGUGCGUUUCAAUGAGUGAAUUCCUGUAGGCCGCGGCACCCACAGAAAGGAAGGAGUGUGUGACCAAGGCAUUUAUUUUCAUAGUCAUUUGUACGCUGAACUGUUUUAGUUAUUGUGUAGGUUUGUUGGGUCUUGGUGAGCGGAUGAACACAUUACCAUGAUUAGUUGGUAGUGUAAACUCUCUUAGGGAACCACUCGUUACAACAUGAAUUAAAAAGAAUAUCCGUAAAUACUACGCAUCUUAUAAUUCUGCCUAUUGUAAUUUGUUACAUUACUUGUUAUUAUUUAUAGCAUCAUUAUGAUUAUCAUCAUCAUCAU
Messenger RNA from Eriocheir sinensis (Chinese mitten crab), 1858 nucleotides. RefSeq lists its product as uncharacterized. Lineage: Eukaryota; Metazoa; Arthropoda; Malacostraca; Decapoda; Varunidae. Bases 76 to 1569 code for a protein of 497 amino acids. Gene Ontology annotation, molecular function: G protein-coupled peptide receptor activity. Gene Ontology annotation, biological process: neuropeptide signaling pathway. The transcript has 3 exons. Gene Ontology annotation, cellular component: membrane. The record is from RefSeq and is a predicted model, not a curated record.